Molecule: messenger RNA, 365 nt
Organism: Diversispora eburnea
Lineage: Eukaryota; Fungi; Glomeromycota; Glomeromycetes; Diversisporales; Diversisporaceae
Source: the annotation of a GenBank genome assembly
GUAAAGAUGAUCACUAUUAUCUCAAUUGUUCAUUUCGUAUUGAUCAAAAAAAAGUUAUAAUUGCUAAACAGAGCUUAUUAGAAAUUCAAGUAAAUAUACCAAAUAAAAUUCAAGAGGUAGAGCCUAAGAAAUUUUUGUCUAUUACAGAGACUGAGAAAAAAAAGUGGGUCAUGGGGUAUUUUUCUGUUGACUUGGAAAGAGAUAUACACCUUUAUUAUGGAGGAAUAAAAAGGAAUAAAGAUAUCAGAAAAUAUCAUAAAUUUUUAACAGAUCGAAAAAGACUAGUCGGUAAAGAAUUAUUAUGUCACGGUAUACUAAAAAGUGGUUUAAGUACAGCAUGGCUCAAUAAUCCUAUGGAAGAAUAG